Messenger RNA from Oncorhynchus masou masou (cherry salmon), 3151 nucleotides. Its product is annotated as BTB/POZ domain-containing protein 1-like. Gene Ontology annotation, biological process: neurogenesis. Lineage: Eukaryota; Metazoa; Chordata; Actinopteri; Salmoniformes; Salmonidae. Gene Ontology annotation, cellular component: P-body; cytosol. Bases 150 to 1616 code for a protein of 488 amino acids. The record is from RefSeq and is a predicted model, not a curated record. The transcript is spliced from 8 exons. Gene Ontology annotation, molecular function: protein binding.
GUGUGCGUCAUUCCUGGAGAGCGAGAAAGAAAGCAGCAACAAACACUGGCCCAUUAGUCUGUGAAAAAUUCGCAAUAAAACGCAAAAAUGCGUCAUUGAUAUUUUCCACGGUUAUCAAUCGUAAAAGCCAAUAAGGACAACGGUACGAAAUGGCGACUGGGGGUGGUGGCAUUGGUCCACCGUCCAAUCUUGAAGGACGAGCAUCAAAUUUCGCCCAUUCUGGAGCGGGAAGAAAUGCUGGAGUGGCCUCGAAUAUGCCAGUCCCGGUGGUUGCAGCACCAAUCUCACCCCCGUCGGGUGGCCUUCACCGGGAGCCUAUGUACAACUGGCAGGCCACGAAGAGCUCAGUAAAAGAGCGCUUCGCGUUUCUCUUCAAUAACGAACUGCUCAGUGACGUUAGGUUUAUUGUCGGUAAAGGUAGACAGGCGCAGAGGAUACCAGCGCAUAAAUUCGUCCUCGCUGCUGGUAGUGCAGUAUUUGACGCCAUGUUCAACGGGGGAAUGGCCACCACCUCGGCCGAGAUAGAGUUACCUGAUGUGGAACCUGCAGCCUUCCUAGCCUUGCUAAGGUUCCUGUACUCUGACGAGGUCCACAUAGGACCAGAGACGGUGAUGACCACUCUGUACACCGCGAAGAAAUAUGCCGUUCCUGCUCUAGAGACUCAGUGUGUGGAGUUCCUUACCAAACACCUCAGGGCAGACAAUGCAUUCAUGCUACUCACUCAGGCCAGACUAUUCGAUGAGCCUCAGCUUGCCAGCCUCUGUUUGGAAACAAUAGACAAAAGCACCGGUGAUGCCAUAAACGCAGAAGGAUUCACUGACAUUGACCUGGAUACGCUGUGUGCAGUGUUGGAGAGAGACACCCUGGGGAUUCGCGAAAACCGUCUAUUUGGUGCGGUGGUGCGCUGGGCGGAUGCCGAGUGUUACAGGCAACAGCUUCCCCUCACCUCUGAGAACAAACAGAAGGUUCUGGGCAAGGCCCUAACCCUCAUCCGCUUCCCACUCAUGACUGUGGAGGAGUUUGCUGCGGGGCCUGCCCAGUCUGGAAUAUUGUUCGAUCGGGAGGUGGUAAAUCUGUUUUUACACUUUACAGUAAACCCCAAGCCGCGGGUAGACUACAUUGACAGGCCCCGUUGCUGCCUCCGAGGAAAGGAGGGCAGCAUUAGUAGGUUCCAGCAGGUUGAAAGUCGCUGGGGAUACAGUGGCACCAGUGACAGGAUCAGAUUUAAUGUAAAUAGAAGAAUAUCAGUGGUGGGUUUCGGACUGUAUGGCUCGAUCCACGGACCUACGGACUAUCAGGUUAAUAUACAGAUUAUUGAGAGUGACAAAAGCCUAACGCUAGCAACAAACGACACGGGCUUCAGCUGUGACGGAACAGCCAACACGUUCAGAGUCAUGUUCAAGGAGCCGGUGGAGAUUUUACCCAACGUUAGCUACACCGCUUGUGCAACCUUAAAGGGCCCGGACUCUCACUACGGCACUAAAGGGUUAAAGAAAGUGAGCCAGGAGUCCGCCACGGGGACCAAGACCACCUUUUUCUUUUUCAGCUCUCCUGGGAACAACAACGGCACGUCAGUGGAGGACGGACAGAUCCCAGAGAUCAUCUACUACACCUAGACAACUCCUCACCACACCUGGGUCCUGUAGAACCAUGGACCCGGACUCGUCCAUGAAACAUUUUUGCAUUUUGGUUUCCAAUGCAGCACUAAAAAAAAAAUUCUGUUGCUUGUACUAUUAAACAUGGAUCCCUAGUAAACACGACUGGGUUGUGUUCAGUAGGCAAACUUGUUGCAGCUAGAAACGUCAUGAAUAGAGAUGACGUGAUGACUCAUUGCGGCAUGUUUUUUCUAGGUAAUGUAUUUCUUUCUGAACGUUCCGCAAUGUCGUUCCCUGCUGAACAAUGCCCUGGAUCAGGUAGACACCAUCUACCACACCUAAACCAGGGGGCCAUGUUCUGUAGGCAUAGAAUGGAGGAAACGGCGUGCGACUGGGAGGUACUACCUGAGCUUGUCCAAUAAGAAGCACUUGUUUUCUGUUACAAAAUGUUUUGCUAUGGUGUGCUCUAAUGAGAACUACCUAUGAGGUUGGGUAAGCCUGAGAGUGGAAUGGAAUGGCGCACUUCAGGAAGGAUUGUAGCCUGGUCCCAGAUCUGUUUGUGCUCUGGCUGAGUCCAUUUCUGUCGUUGUCCAAGACGAUUCCAGAAGGAGUUGGCAAAAGGGCAGAAACAGACCGACACCCAGGCGAGAGGGAUUGUGCCUUCUGCUGUUCAGGAAUGGAUACAAAGACUUUUGGAAGCCAAAAUGAGUGGAGUAGUGUCAGUCUAGUCUGCUGGUUUGUGAACUUGGAUGUGUGCGAGACCAGUGGAUGCUGGUGGGAGGAACUAUAGGAGGACAGGCUCAUUGUAAUGGCUGGAAUGGAAUAAAUGGUAAGGAGUCAAUGUGGUUUCCAUAUUUUUGAUACCGUUAAAUUUAUUCCAUUCCAGCCAUUACAAUGAGCCUGUCCUCCUAUAGCUCCUCCCACCAGCCUCCACUGUGUGAGACAUUUGACAUAAUAGAACUGUAACUCAAAAAGGAUUGUUACAUGUAGAGAUGUAUAAUAGGACUGUGGACUGGCUGGAAUCUGGGUGAUGGUAGACAAUGACACAGUUGGAAAUGUUCUAUAUUCUACUACUGGCUUUCUGUGGUCCGUACCUUCAUCAGGGAAUCACCCACUACAGUGCUGUUGUCUGGAGUGUAUUCACUAGACACUGAAACGGGAAGGGACUACCUGAAGAAACUCGUUUUCAUUGCAAAACGUUUAGCUAUGGUGUGCACUUAUGAAUACACCCCAUGUAGUGUAAAAUCGCAGAGUGCCCUUCACUGUUCGAUCAAUGUCAUUUCGUAGUUUGAAUGGUAAAAGUUCCACUGUUUUCGUGCUUAACCUUCAUUGAUUAUAUUUCCAGGUGGGGUUUUUCAUGGGCAAAUAAAAUCUUAACUAGUGACGUCUGAGUAUUUGUGCGUAUGUUAAAGUUUGCCAAUGUAUGUUACAUGCUUUAAUUUGUUUCCUUAGCAUGUCACCUAAGAGUAAGACAGGAUAAAAUUGUGACUGUUAAUUGCUGAAACAAGUGGAAAUGUAUAUUUUUAUCUCUCUGCAAUAAAGUAUGUUGACACCAA